GGAGAUAAGAAGAUAAGGAAGAUGGGCGAGAGCUCGCCGGAUCUCAGCCUCCGGCUACGCCAGGGCAGUUCCGACUCCAGAGAUUCCUUCUACAUGGACUUUGCACAGGGUAUCGAUUCCGAUAUCGAGGAAGUGACGCGGCCAGGCGAUAAUAAUUCUGAUCCUAUGAUGGAAAAUCAUCUGGAGGAGAACGGGAACGACUUACCACCGAUUGAAGACAUUACGACGAUCCCCGAGGAGGCCUCGGAAGAAUUAAGAGAGGAGGAGGAGGCGGCCGCGUUGGAGGCCGCGCUUAGAACGCCAGACGGUGGCACGAUUAGCACGGAAAUUGAGAAACCGUCGACCGCGUCGCUCAUGCAAGAUUGGCCAGGACUGCCGGUCGCGCUACCGUCACCAGCAUCACCAUCCGCGGUAAUCGUCUCGCCGGAAACGCUGUCUAGACACAGCAGCAGCUCACCUUCUCGCGUUCACCGGCCACCCCAGUUUGCGUUGGCCCUACCAUGCUCCUCGCAACCGAUUCCGGCGGUCUGCUAUCCGGCAUCGACCUUUCUCGAGGUCACCGACGAGCGGAAGUGGAAGAACCUUGGCUGCGACGCCCUGGCGACCACUUUGAGCGCGCUGUACGGGAAACUUCUGGUUGUGAUGGGGAUCGCCUUUCCCAUGGCGGAAGUAAUAUCCACGUACAUACCGCCGUCUUUCUACGAGGCUUUCUACCUCUACCUCUACUUCGGCAGCAUGAUCUUCCUCGUGUACAUGUACGCCAUGCUGUUCGGGGACAGCAAGACGAAAUCAAAGAAGCAGAAAGACGUGUGCGAUCUGGACUCGUCGAGAUCGUCGAGCGGCGCCGGCGGCGACAGUGACGCGCCUGAGAGCGGAUGCCCGUACGUGAAUCCGGUACGUCCGGUCCAGCACUACGGUAGCUUCUAUCUACGAAUGGGUGCCGUGGCGUUCGGCAUCGGCUCAAUGAUCUACUCCGGCUUGGAAUUCGGCCAGUACUUUGAGUUGGAGCAAAACACCAAGUGUCACAACAUCAUGCUGGCUCUCACACCUGCCACGAGAAUGGCCUUCAUCUUCAUCCAAAUGUACUUCAUAUUCCUAAACAAUGAGCAGAUGAAGGUUUAUCGUCAUCGCGUUAUUGCACGUUUUGGACUAAUGCAUAUGAUCGGCACGAAUCUAUCAGUUUGGCUGAACGUUCUCGUGCAAGAAACAAAACACGAGAUCCUCACGUUUUAUAAUCCGGAGAACAACUCCCUCAGAAUUUCCCACAGAUUAGGCUCGAAAGGACUUCAUCUCGGUGGUCACAUGCAUUCUCAUCACGGAGAACACGUGCGAUUGCCGCGCGGUCUCAAAGGACCCCAUCACAUGUUCGAAUGCAGAAGGACGAAUAUAAUGGGAUCGUUGGUACAAGACGCCAGUCCUUUCCUUUUUCCGUGCACGAUAGAAUACAGCUUGAUCUGCGCGGCUAUUUUAUAUGUAAUGUGGAAAAACAUAUCGAAAGUCGGCUUCACGAAGCCUGCAACGCCGCCGGGCUCGCGUCAUCACGCACAUGCCUAUAGGAAAUCGCCUCAUCAUUAUAGCGUGGAUUGCGCCCGCGCGCACAAGGGCCUCUUCGUGGGCAUUUUGAUUCUAGUGCUGACCAUAAUCUCCCUCAUCCUCUUCUUCGUUCUCAUUUCACGGCCCGAGCUGAUCAGCCUCGCCGUAACUGAAGUGAACGUCUGCGAAUUAACGCUCUACGGAAUGUCGACCCUGGCGACGAUGAUCGGCAUGUUCCAGAUGCGUAAGCUGCGCUACGAUGGCGGCAGAAAUCUGGAGCUCGACAACAUCCUCCUGGUGGCCGCUCAGACCGGCAUGUUCAUCUACUCUACGUUCACCAUCAUCGGCGGUCACUUCACCCUACAAAAACACACGGUCCUCGUGCUGGUCACCGCUCUGGCCAGCGUCGUCCAGACUACCUGCCAGACCAUUUUCAUUCUAGACUCGUCGAGGCGCACUGUCGCCACCGCCGAGCAGAUACGCAGGAAGCCGGGCAGAGAAAUCGUGACGUUUCUAUUAGUGACGAAUCUGGCUAUGUGGGCGAUCAACACGCUGGAGAAGUCACGGGCGGAGUCGCAUCCGGUGCAAUUGCACUUCUACGGCUUGUGGGCGUGGACGAUUAUCACCCAUGUCUCAAUGCCGCUGGCGAUCUUCUACAGAUUCCAUAGCACCGUAUGUCUAUGCGAAGUGUGGAAGCGGGCCUAUAAGGUGAAACCAACCUACAUGUGACGCAAGGGGUCCCGUGAGGUCAUAUGGAAGACCGGUGGGAUUCCGCAGCGGCCUAAAAGUCAACUGUCGAGGCUUGACGCCAUUGCGGAAAACGAUCCGGCGUAUUUCAUUUGAUCGAAAAAGACAUCGAGUCACAAAAAUGAUUUUAAAGGGUCAAAAUCCGUUGGGCAACGUAAUAAUUAAGAAAUAGGCAUCGAUAUCUUUAAACGGAACAAAACUUUUCUAAUCCGAGCAUGAUUAAUGCAUUAAUUAUUAUACGUACAUGACAAUUAAUUCAUACGCACAUAAUCUGUAUCGAUUUCAGGGUAUAUUUCGGAAAGUUAACGGUACAUAAUGAAUAGAUUCGCGUGUUCUCGAUACGUAAAUUGAUCACAAGAUUAAAGAAGAAGACGUCGGCAGAAAGAUACUCGUAAUAAACAGUAGGUUACUUCGUCAUUUAUCGACGGUCAGUGUUCUAGCUAGCCUAGUGCGAAUUUAUUUCGUCGGUAUAAAUAUUGGUGACUGCAUAGUUUACGCAGCGCUAUUGUAUAAGUCUAACACAGUAGAACUAUAACAUACUGGGAACCAUCGUCAAAACAAACGAGCCGGGGAUUGUGCUUUUUCUUUAUCUAAC
Molecule: messenger RNA, 2875 nt
Organism: Cyphomyrmex costatus
Lineage: Eukaryota; Metazoa; Arthropoda; Insecta; Hymenoptera; Formicidae
Product: otopetrin-2
Exons: 8
Coding region: 22-2262 (746 amino acids)
Biological process (GO): proton transmembrane transport
Cellular component (GO): membrane
Molecular function (GO): proton channel activity
Source: RefSeq, a predicted model, not a curated record